AUGCAGAAACUCACACCACACGUUGUUAUUGUCCCAGCAUCUUUUGCCCCACCAUCACUAUACUCCAAACUCGUUCAAAGCCUUGCACAAUAUGCACUAGAGACAACUGUCGUCGACCUCCCGUCUGUUGGAUUUCGCGACACGCUGCCAGCUGCUUCCAUGGAGGAAGAUGCUGGGUAUAUCGAAACAGUCACAACGAAGCUAGCUGAUGAGGGCUAUGAGAUCAUCUUGGUGAUGCACUCUUAUGGCGGAAUAUGCGGUACAGAGAGUACGGCUGGGGCUUCAAAGAAGGAGAGAGAAGCUGCUGGAAAGCAGGGAGGUAUAGUUCAGCUUGUUUAUAUCAGCUCCCCAGUCCCUAAAAUUGGCGGAUCAGUCAAGACCAUGAUGGGCGAUAACAUGCCCCAUUUCAUGACAGCCGAGGGAGACUAUCUCAUAUCUGAGCCGGAAGGCUGCGCGAGCAUCAAUUUCUCAGACCUUCCAAAAGCCGAGGCGUUGGCAUACGCAAAACAAAUGACAGCACAUUCAGCGGCUAGCUUUGCUGGGCCACUAAAAAAUGCAGGAUACUUGAGUAUCCCUGUUGCAUAUUUAAUUUGUCAGAAGGAUAUCUCUGUGCCGUCUGGCGUCCAGAGAUCUGUGGUCGAUAUGAUAUCUAAAAAAAGCGGUCGACAGGUUAUCACGUUUUGUUGUGAUGCUGGACACUUUCCACCAGUCAGUAUCCCGGGAAAAGUAGCUUCUUUUAUCAAUACAGUUGCUGCUAGAAUUCUUAGAGAGUAG
Messenger RNA from Fusarium fujikuroi IMI 58289, 774 nucleotides. RefSeq lists its product as uncharacterized. Lineage: Eukaryota; Fungi; Ascomycota; Sordariomycetes; Hypocreales; Nectriaceae. The record is from RefSeq and is a predicted model, not a curated record. The transcript has 2 exons. Bases 1 to 774 code for a protein of 257 amino acids.